Messenger RNA from Sporothrix brasiliensis 5110, 897 nucleotides. RefSeq lists its product as uncharacterized. Lineage: Eukaryota; Fungi; Ascomycota; Sordariomycetes; Ophiostomatales; Ophiostomataceae. Bases 1 to 897 code for a protein of 298 amino acids. The transcript has a single exon. The record is from RefSeq and is a predicted model, not a curated record.
AUGACGCGUCUUUCUGCCCAUCACGGUGUCCUCAGGGCGGCCCUCCUGCUCGCACUCCUCGCCCCGUUAUGCCCCUUGGGUCUGGCUCAGAGGCCCGGCCUCAUCCAACACCAUCAUCAUGAACAGCACGCCUCUCCGGAUGGCAAUCAGCUAGAGAGCCACGUUCCCCGCAACCCAGAUGCCGUCUGCUCCAUUGUCCGGUACUGCCCGGAUCCUGUUAUGUCCAUCCUCGGCAACAGGCGGCAGCAGCAGCAGAGAACGACGUCGUCGACGACAUCGACUAGGGAGUUGUCGUCGAUUCCGUCCUCCUCUUGCACAACCCUCCAUACCGUCAGCUGCACCUUUUACACCGUCUGCAACCUGACGGCGUCGGCGCCCACCGACACCUGUACGAAGACAACGACGACGUCGUCCUGCACCACGCCCACAUCCACGCCUCGCUGCAGCUCCAGCCCCAGCUCCAACUCCACCUCCAGCUCCCUCCCCAGCAACGACACCACCAGCAGCACCACCUACUGGGUGUCCUGGUCGUCGCCGCUGCCCACGCCGGCGAGCUACUCCUAUGGCCGCCUGACGCCCGUCCACAGUCCGCCGUGGCCGAAACCGCCGUCGUCCUCGUCGUCUUCCACGCUCUGUCCCUCUACAUCGCUCGACGGAAUCACGUCGUGGCCCCCCAGCUUUGCCACCGAAUCGACGACACGGCGCCGGCACCACUCGCGGAGCAUUCGCAGCUUCCACUCCAUUGUGCGGCCGAGUGAGACGUCACGUCUGCCACCGUAUCCAACGACAACAACGUCGUCAAGCACGACGAGCAGUGAGCGCGCCUGUACAAAGACGACAACGCAUACGUCCAAAACGCAUCACUCGGCAUCAAGUGUGUUUAUUUUGCCAGAGUAG